AUGACUUCCAGACCGGCACCAAUCAAGCGUCAGUCAGCUGUACCGUCCGCCGAGCCCCCGCCAAAACCGCCAUGUCAGAUUCACGCCUCAGCAGUAGUAGCCGAAAAAGCUUCCAUCAGUGGGUCUCACGCAGUCGAGCUUGGAGAGAACACGGUCCUGCACCCAUUCGCGAAGAUCAAGGCCGAGAAUGGGAAGGUGUCAAUCGGUCGGAGCUCUGUGGUCUGCGAGACGGCUGUGGUCGGCGGCGAAUGCGAUGUGCAUAUUGGAGACGGAGUGGUCAUCGGUACUGGCGCUAUAGUCGAGGCAAAGAGCAUUGGCAAUGGCACUGUCAUCGAAGCCAAGGCAAAGAUUGGCCGAGGCGCCAAGGUUGGCAAGUACUGCAAGAUCACGCCCCUGAACGAGAUCAAGCCAAACGAGAUCAUUCCAGACUACACUGUGGUCUACGGCGACAAUAAACGGAAACACAAUCAAACCCUGGCAUCGAACCCCGAAGUCAGGAAUGCGUUGCGGCAAGGUCAAGAAUUACACGUCCGCUCGCUGAAGAGGAUACCGGAUUCCUCUGCGAAAUACGCUUGA
This is a messenger RNA of Ramularia collo-cygni, 576 nucleotides long. RefSeq lists its product as uncharacterized. Gene Ontology annotation, biological process: mitotic spindle organization. The coding region runs from base 1 to 576 and encodes 191 amino acids. Lineage: Eukaryota; Fungi; Ascomycota; Dothideomycetes; Mycosphaerellales; Mycosphaerellaceae. The transcript has 2 exons. Gene Ontology annotation, molecular function: dynein complex binding. Gene Ontology annotation, cellular component: dynactin complex. The record is from RefSeq and is a predicted model, not a curated record.